Molecule: messenger RNA, 2971 nt
Organism: Panicum hallii
Lineage: Eukaryota; Viridiplantae; Streptophyta; Magnoliopsida; Poales; Poaceae
Product: protein NPGR2-like
Exons: 6
Coding region: 428-2614 (728 amino acids)
Molecular function (GO): protein binding
Source: RefSeq, a predicted model, not a curated record
UCGCUGCGCCCCUCGAAGAUCUUCGAAUUACGAUCACGCCGCACCCUCGGUUCUUCAACCAACUUGAAAGUCCGAAACCAAUAAACAAUUUCUGGCGGGUGGCUCUGGGUACGUCUUGUUCCGUCUCGUUUCUCGGAUUUGGCUCCGGAAUUCGAAGAGGGAUCGCCGCCUGUCCCCUUUCGACUCCCACCCACCUCAACCCCUCCGCCCGUUCCGUCGCUUGCUCGGAGAACCUCGCGAUCCCGAUCGCCCCUCCCGAUUCGGCCAGUUCGAUUCCAAUUACGGCCGGACUGGUGAUCCGGGGGAUCGAGGAGAGGACAGGAUUCGAUUUUGACUUGGCGAUUCCAUUGGGUUGGGGGCUACCCAGCCAGCCGGAAGUUGAGGUUUUCCUUCUGCGGCGAAGAGAGCCGACUGAACAUGACGUGGCAUGACGAAGGGUACGAAAGAGAGGGGGAGAUUUAGCAGAUUUACUCGCUGCAUGUCAAUGCAAUGCCUGUGCUCUGGGGAUCAGAUGAACAGGAUGGAUCGUGCAGUCCAAUUAUCGGAAUACGUAGACAUCAAGGAUGGCCUGAACAGGCGGUACUCGUCUCCAAAUUUUGUGAUUGAGCAGCAUGCCAACAAUACUGGUAUGGAGGAUGCUGAGUUGUCCCUCCAGCGAGUUGGCUCCCUUAAUUAUGAGGAAGCAAGGGCAUUGCUUGGAAGGGUAGAAUACCAAAGAGGGCAUAUUGAAGAAGCACUUCGAGUAUUUGAUGGGAUAAAAGUAUCUACAGUAAUUCCUGAGAUGAAAAUAUCUAUCGCCAGAAAAGUGGGCCAGCAAAAGCCUCGCCCAUAUUCUAGCUCCCCAGCACUGCCAUUCCAUGCUGUUACUGUACUGAUGGAGACUAUAUAUCUCAAGGCUCUAGCACUUAAUGAUCUUGGAAGGUUUGAAGAAGCUGCACGCGAGUGCAGUACAAUAUUGGACAUUGUGGAAUCUGCAGUACCUGAAGGUUUGCCAUCCAACUUUGGAAAUGAUUGCAACCUCAAUGAAACAAUAUGCAGAGCAGUUGAGUUACUUCCUGAGCUUUGGAAAUUAGGAGGUUUUUCUCUUGAAACAGUCUCUUCAUAUAGGAGGGCUCUGGUUACUAACUGGAACCUUGAUGCAAAGACCAUUGCUAAAAUACAGAAGGAACUUGCUAUUUUUCUGUUAUACAGUGGUUGUGAAGCUAGCCCUCCCAAACUUCGAUGUCAAUUGGAUGGUUUAUUUGUACCUCAGAACAAUCUGGAAGAAGCUAUUCUUCUUUUAUUGAUUCUAUUGAUGAAGUUCAAUCUUAGGAGGAUUGAGAGGGAUCCAACUGUGAUGCAUCACCUUGCUUUUGCACUCUCUGUGUCUGGGCAGUUGAAACCUCUAGCUCGUCAGUUUAAGGCACUAUUGCCUGGUAUUCUGGACAAUAGAGAGUGGUUGUACAAUGUUGCAUUGUGCUACCUAGCAUCAGAUGAUGAUUUAACUGCACUGGAUCUGCUUAGAAGGGUAUUGAAGUCUGGAGAAGAUUCAAAUAGUUUCAAAGAACUUCUCCUGGCUUCAAAAAUUUGUUGUGAGAGCAGUGCGCGUGUUGGAGAAGGUGUUUUAUAUGCUCGUAGAGCCCUUGCCAUUCAGCAUGGGUGCUGUGAUCAAAUGGAUGUUGUGGCAGGCCGUUUGCUUGGCAUAUCCCUUUCAAAUCAAGCUAGAUAUGCUACAACUGACAUAGAGAGAUCCUCUCAGCAGCAUGAAGCGUUGGAGGUGCUUGGUGAUGCUGGAAAGAAGGCGCAUAACAGAGAUUUCGGGACAAUAUACAGUCUCAGCCUUGAAAAUGCUGUGCAGAGGAAAUUAGAUACUGCAGCUCGUUAUGCAAAGAAGCUGUUGAAAUUAGAGGCUGGGUCGGAAUUGAAGACUUGGCUGCUUAUAGCCCGAAUAAUGAGUGCCCAAAAACGAUUUGAAGAUGCUGAGAGAAUCGUGAAUGCUGCGUUAGAUCAGGCUGGGAAGUGGUCUCAAGGAGAUCUAUUGCAAACUAAAGCCAAAAUUCAGAUUGCCCAGGGCCAAUUUAGGAAAGCAAUUGAGACGUAUACGCAGAUUCUUGCUUUGAUCCAAGUUAGGAUGAAGAGCUUUGGUGCUGGCAUUUCUGUGUUGCAGGGUACUAAGACUGAUAAAAGUCUGGAAAUAAAGACAUGGUAUGAUCUUGCCCUUUUGUACCUAAGAAUGUCGCAGUGGAAAGAUGCAGAACUUUGCAUAUCCAAGAUAAAAGCUAUCAGUACAUAUUCCCCCUUUGCUUGUCAUGCUACAGGAAAGCUACUUGAAGCCAAAGGUUUGGCAAAGGAGGCUCUGCAAGCAUAUUCAACAGCGUUAGACCUUGAACCUAAACAUGUACCAAGUUUGAUAUCAACAGCUACUGUUCUUCGACAGCUUUGUGAGAAACCCUUGCCUGCAAUGAGAUGCUUCCUAACCGAUGCAUUGCGAGUAGACAGAACAAACCAUGUUGCCUGGUUCAACCUUGGCUUACUCUAUGAAGAUGAAGGUGACACCGCAGCCAUUGAAGCUGCUGAAUGUUUUAAAGCAGCUGCUGUUCUUGAAGAAACUGCCCCCGCAGAACCUUUCAGAUGACAUCAACACUUCUGAGGGACACUCUAACCAACCAUGAACCAAUCAGACGUUUUACAGGAAUGGAAAUGGUAUAGGCAACUUUGGCACAAAGGUUUCAACUUUUUUGUACGCUGCGUCUUUUCGCCAUUUCCUCAUCUCCCAUUUGAGUCUGGAAAGUGGUGUGUGUAAGUAAAGUGCUUAGGAUAGAAAAUACAUGUAAUGUACCAUAAUUACUCGUUUUAUUUUUUUCUUGAAUGCGCAGUAGAACUGCGCGUCGUUGUAAUAAUAGAUAGAAAGUGCGGUCCAAAUUACUCGUUUUAUUGUAUAACAAUGCCUGAUAGCAUGCUAUAGAUAACACUUCUUGGGCAUUAUUAUUAA